AUCCGACCCGGAAGACACUAAAUGGCCAGCAAAAGAAUACAAAACCGAAUGAGUUAACGACCGAUAACUUAUCUUUUAGUGUAUACUGCUGUUUUGGCCUAUAACAACAAACGUCUUUGUGUAAAAUCGACCUGUCCCUGUAUCCAUGGAGACCCCGGAGCCCGGUCCAGCGGAUGGAGAGGAGCGAUUGGUCGAGCUGAGGCCUCGGACUCGCUCCAAUCCGGAGGGGGCGGAGGACCGUCGUAGCAGCACCGGUAGCCUUGGCAGCGUCAACGCCAACACCCCGCAACCUGCAGUGGGCAGCCGUGUGGAGGGCGAGGGGGAGGCAUCUAGCAGUGACAGUACUCCGAUCUCCACCACGAUCACCACCACCGUUUCUGUUACCUCCGUGCCAGCUGCUCUACCCACGGCAGCCACCACGGCUAACUCCACAGUGCCAACCCCUACACCUGCUGUUGCCAAGGAUAGGCCUAAGCCCGCCCAGCCGCAACCCCCUCUCACACCCUCCAUCCCCUCCAUAUCGGAGUACCAGCUCAGAGCCCCUCGAGUCAACUGUCCUGAGAAAGUGAUUAUUUGUUUGGAUCUUUCUGAAGAGAUGUCUUUGCCAAAACUGGAGUCGUUCAACGGGUCGAAAACCAACGCUCUAAAUAUAUCUCAGAAGAUGAUCGAGAUGUUUGUCCGGACGAAACACAAGAUCGACAAGCGCCACGAGUUUGCCCUGGUGGUCGUCAACGACGACGCCCUGUGGUUGUCAGGCUUCACCUCUGACCCCAGGGAGCUGUGUAGCUGUCUGUACGAUCUGGACACCAACAUGUGUGAGACCUUUAAUCUGGAAGAUCUCCUUAAUGUCAUCCAUCAGAAGAUCGAGCUGCCUCUGAUGGACAACGUUCAGACCAUCCCCCCUCCCUUCGUGGUGCGGACGCUGCUCAUCUACAGCAGACACGCCGGCCAGCUCAUGUUCAACCCCUCGGAGGCCAUCAGUAAAAUGCUGCAGUCUCCGUACUUCUUCUUUGAUGUGGUGUAUCUUCACAACGGGGCUGAGGACCAGGGGGAUGAGAGCAGCUGGAGGGACAUCUACACAUCCUUCUGUAACCUGGACUCCAAGGGCAUGUGCUACCGCUUCGAGGUGUCUCUGAGCGGACCCGCCAUCGAGCUCCACAACUGCAUGGCCAAGCUGCUGUCUCACCCCUUGCAGCGGCCCUUCCAGAGCCACGCAUCCUACAGUCUGCUGGAGGGAGACGACCCCCAGGACAUAGAGGCCACGGUCUAACCCCUGGCUACCCCGGCAGAGAGCCACACAGUGGGGGCUUGGAGGUAGGGAUUGGGAGGGGUGGUGGGUGUUGUCCUGGUUCCCAGCCCGGUGCUGGUACAUUUGAGUAGAAUUCCAGCCAAACCUUCGCUGUCCUGAUUCACGUCCUUAAAGAUGAAUUGGAUGUGCUGAGCUUGGAGAGGUGGUGUUGUGGAGCGCUGGAUUAACUAGAAUGCAGGCCAAGCCAAGCUGACAAGGGAAGAAGAUGAGUUGCCCCAUCUGGUUGAAAACCCAAACGGCUGAGUUUACAGUCUUAAUGAAUGCAAUCUCCCAACAGUGAGCAGAUGCAUCUCUGGCUUUUUGAGAAUUUGAAAUGUACGCUAUACUGUAUUUAAAGAGUAUAAUUGCUGUACAGGCUAACUUGAGGUUGGACUUGGAAGCUUAGCUGAACAUGUCUACUCAAUGUAAACUGUGAUCCAUUUUACACCUACAUCCUAUAGUGGGUUUGCCUUGUCUGAUAAGUUGUUCAUUGUACAUUGUUCUUUCUGUUAGGUUGACUUCUGUCAGUCAUUUUUUUUUUUUUUUAUUGGUGGUUUUUAAACACAUUUGUUGUUGUUUAAUCAUUGGAACUGAGAUGAUUCAAGAAUGUGCAUUUGGUGUGGGUUGGAUAGAUGCUACUUUUGACAAUGAUCACAAAGGGGUUUUAAUAAUGAAAACACUGCACUAGAAGUGUGAUAAAUCGACAAGGCAGUUUCAAAUCGGUUCUGUUCAUUAAAUUCAUGUUUUGUCUCAAAA
Hypomesus transpacificus is the source of this 2044-nucleotide messenger RNA. RefSeq names its product BRISC and BRCA1 A complex member 1 (gene babam1). Bases 146 to 1270 code for a protein of 374 amino acids. The transcript has 9 exons. The record is from RefSeq and is a predicted model, not a curated record. Lineage: Eukaryota; Metazoa; Chordata; Actinopteri; Osmeriformes; Osmeridae. Gene Ontology annotation, cellular component: BRISC complex; nuclear body; BRCA1-A complex. Gene Ontology annotation, biological process: double-strand break repair; positive regulation of DNA repair; protein K63-linked deubiquitination.